This is a messenger RNA of Dentiscutata erythropus, 481 nucleotides long. The record is from the annotation of a GenBank genome assembly. Lineage: Eukaryota; Fungi; Glomeromycota; Glomeromycetes; Diversisporales; Gigasporaceae.
UGAGGAUGUCAAUAAAUCAUUAGUUAAAGAUCAACUAAAUGAAGAUAUAAAUGAACUUCAGAUAGAAUCCUUAAGCGAUCUUAAGAAUGACAUAAAAAGAUUAAGUCUUUCGAUAGAACACUUUCAUGAUUUCACAAUUAAGGAUAAACAAAAAAAAAUCUUAGUUAAAUCAUUUAAUUGCUAUUUGGAGAAAGAAAUAGAUCCACUAUGUAAUAAUAACCUGGAGAUAAAUAAUUUACAACGAAAAAAUUUAGCAAAUCUAUUCAAUCAUCUUCAUCAUUUUAAUUAUAACGCUCAUUUAAAAGAAAUUAAAAUGCAAGCAGUCAACCUUGGAUUAUUCUAUAUCAAUCAAAGGAAUAUAAUUGGCAAUAAAACCUUUAGAAAAGUUAUUAAGAAGAAGGAGAAUUGGCUUGAAGAAAACAAACAUUGGAUAAAAAAUUUUGUAUUUUUUAUAAAAGAAACAUUGAUGAACAAAUGUUAA